AUGCUAAAAAAUGAUAAAAUAUUUCUCCUGGUCCGACAUCCAUUCUCUAGACUAAUCUCAGCUUACAGGGACAAGAUAUUCAUAAACCCUGGAUCUUACGCUGGCAUCCGAAUCAGAAAACGAUUAGAAGAGAAAUCGAAGAUUGACAAGCCAGCAUCCUUUUCAGAUUUUGUAAGAUUUGUUUUGGAAUCGCCAUUAGAUGAAUUGGACCCACACUGGUACCCGUACUCUUUACAAUGUACUCCAUGUCAGAUCAAAUAUUCUGGGAUUCUGAAACUAGAAAGCUUGGAAAGAGAUUGGAACUGGUUUAUGCAGUACACUAACAUCAACGUUAAUAUCAACCAUCUGAACAGAUAUGGAUCUAAGAAGACUAGUGAAGAAUACCUAUCAAGACUAUCUCCUUAUCUUCAAAAUCAGCUUUACAACAAGUUUAAACAAGAUUUUUUACUCUUCAAUUACACAAAGCAUCUUUAAUAUAGAAAACUGUUAUUAUAAAAGAUAAAUUAUUAAUAUUGUAAUAAGUUGUUUUGUUAUGUGCAGGGUUAACCACAAAGGGUGAGACUUCAGAGACGGAAAUGAAUUGGUUUCGUGUACUUCUGAUUCCAUAACAACUCAAAACUUUUUUUUCUCCUUUGCCCAAUCAUAAAAAGACUUUAUUUAUUAUUUGUUACUUUAAAGAGUUUUAAGGUCGUCGUUAUAGUCUCAUUCUGUCACCCUGUAUGUUCAAGUCACUCAGUUUAAUGUAUAGCCUUCAGGAAAUUAAUUAUAAAAGAUUGUUUUUAUGUUUUCUUCAUGUAACUGAAUAAAAUUGUGCCAACCACUCA
This is a messenger RNA of Eurytemora carolleeae, 824 nucleotides long. Its product is annotated as carbohydrate sulfotransferase 11. Gene Ontology annotation, biological process: carbohydrate biosynthetic process. The record is from RefSeq and is a predicted model, not a curated record. Gene Ontology annotation, molecular function: sulfotransferase activity. The transcript is spliced from 5 exons. Gene Ontology annotation, cellular component: membrane. NCBI's taxonomy places the organism in Eukaryota, Metazoa, Arthropoda, Copepoda, Calanoida, Temoridae. Bases 1 to 474 code for a protein of 157 amino acids.